Molecule: messenger RNA, 2359 nt
Organism: Silurus meridionalis
Lineage: Eukaryota; Metazoa; Chordata; Actinopteri; Siluriformes; Siluridae
Gene: nr1i2
Product: nuclear receptor subfamily 1, group I, member 2
Exons: 10
Coding region: 630-1829 (399 amino acids)
Biological process (GO): negative regulation of transcription by RNA polymerase II; positive regulation of transcription by RNA polymerase II; cell differentiation
Molecular function (GO): nuclear receptor activity; RNA polymerase II cis-regulatory region sequence-specific DNA binding; zinc ion binding
Source: RefSeq, a predicted model, not a curated record
AGAGCGCGCGCGCGUGUGUGUGUGUGUGUGUGUGUAUAGCGCGUGCGUCGGACCUCGAAAGCGCAGACUCCUGUUCGCUCGCGCACACACACUCACACAACAACAAUGCAAGAAACUGUACGCUUUUGAGUGCGCAACUUGGAUCUCUUUUUUAUUUGUUUGUUUCUUUCUUUUUUUUGCACGGGCGUAGGGAUACUAAAGGAACCGCGCAUGCAUGACAUGACGUGCCAAGAUAUGACGUGAGCAUGAUUAUGACGUGGUGAAUCCCGAGCGCGAGGAAGGCGAGGUUAUUGAUUUAUACAACUCAACUCAACUCAACAUAACGCAGCACUUUUUUCCCUACACGCAGUUCCUUCAAAAUGCGUUGCGACCAAACUUCCAGAUGAAUUGAGAAGAUAUGGGAAGAUCUAGGAAUGGAGAAAAGCAUAGAUUCCUAAAGUCCUGAGGGGAAGGAUUGGCCAUCGCUGAUGAUAGUUAGUCUCAGGUGGCUACCAAGGCAACGCCUGAUGCUCAGCUGGCUAGGCUUGGCUCAGGGACAUUACGUGCUGCUCAGUGAGAGGAAGGUCUUUAAGUGGAGCACUUUGGAGGGGAACAGCACACAUUCAGGAUAGUGUUUGUCAGGGUACAGGAUGAGUUGUGGCAGCAGAGAUCUGGAUGACUCAGGAGUGGAAGAGGGGCCCAGGGAAGAGCCAGAGGAGGAUGACGAGCCCAAAGUGUGCCAAGUGUGUGGAGAUACAGCUACAGGAUACCACUUCAAUGCCAUGACCUGUGAGGGCUGUAAAGGAUUCUUCAGACGUGCCAUGAAGGGUACACCUAAUUUCCGCUGCGCGUUUCAGAACAAAUGCAUCAUCACCAAGAGCAAUCGACGUCAGUGCCAGUCCUGCCGGCUACAGAAAUGUCUUUCCAUCGGCAUGCUGAAGGAACUGAUAAUGUCAGAUGAGGCUGUGGAGAAACGGAGGAUGAUUAUCCGAAAGAAAAGGUUGACCGAGGAACCUACCGUGCUCACGCAAGAACAAGAAAACAUCAUUCAGGAGCUGCUCAUGGCUCAUGCAAAAACCUUCAACAGGACCUUUUCCGACUUCAGACAGUUCCGGCCGCUUGACCGUGAUGAGAACACUAGGGUGGCCGAGAGGAACGAGGAGGUGGAUGACGCCAGAGAGAACACCAGCAGGCUUGACUCCUCCUUUUGCAGCAUGCUCCAAACUAAGCAAACCGAAGACAAAAAACUGCAGUUCACCAAUCUUCCUCAUAUUACAGACCUGAGCACCUAUAUGAUCCAGAACAUCAUCAGCUACGCCAAGCUUAUCAAAACCUUCAGAGCUCUGACAAUAGAGGAUCAGAUCUCUUUGCUGAAAGGUUCUGCAUUUGAGAUCACUCAAAUGCGCUUCAACAUGCUGUUUAACGAACAGACAGGGAUCUGGGAAUGCGGCUCACUGAAGUACUGCAUGAACGAUGCCGAGCGUGCUGGAUUUCAGCACCACCUUUUGGACCCUCUCAUGAAGUUCCAUUACACACUGCGCAAGCUGCACUUACACCAGGAAGAGUAUGUCCUGAUGCAGGCGAUUUCACUCUUCUCACCAGACCGGCCAGGUGUGACGCAACACAGAGUGAUUGAUGAGCUUCAGGAGAUAUUCGCAAUCACGCUAAAGACCUACAUAAGUGUGAAGCGGAGCGGCCCAGAGAAACAAUUGCUUUUCCCAAAAAUCAUGGCUUGCCUGACUGAAAUGAGGACUAUGAACGAGGAGCACACUAAACAAGUGUUGCAGAUUCAGGACAUCCAGCCUGAAAUGUCUCCCCUCGUUCUGGAGAUCGUGAGCCGACCAUGCUGACACUGGUCCCAGAGGUAACGCCUCAGAAACGACAACCCUCACGGGCGCCGAUUUCUUCGGACGUCCAUGGUACAAACGGACGUGCAUGUGUUGUGCGCGAACGCAGCAUUCCAGCAGCUUUGCCAUUACCAUUACUCGAGUACGCUCAUCCGAAAAGGUACACUCUGAAGAUUAGAGAACAGGAACGCAUGGUGACAUCACCAGCGAGUGCCUAUUAUCUGAGCUCUUUAGUCCAGUGUAACUGAGAAUGGUCCAUUUGGUCAUGGUCAUGACCCAUUCAAAUUCACACAUGGAAGAAUUACAGGGGAAAAUAUACAUGCUUUCAUUUGUAUCAAAUGAAAUAUUCUUUAAACAGUUCCAUACAAUAUCAAUGUGAAUAAAAUGUUGGUCAUAACCCAGUUUGGCUAAAAGGUGGUUGGGAAUGUAAGCAAGUCCUCUGCCUUGUAUAGGCGGAGCUCAAGGAAAGAGCCAGAGAUUAAAACCGUUACAUACAUCAAGCAUUUGCUAACAUUAAUGUAACUCAGGAUGGC